This is a messenger RNA of Cataglyphis hispanica, 1331 nucleotides long. RefSeq lists its product as uncharacterized. The transcript is spliced from 3 exons. NCBI's taxonomy places the organism in Eukaryota, Metazoa, Arthropoda, Insecta, Hymenoptera, Formicidae. The record is from RefSeq and is a predicted model, not a curated record. The coding region runs from base 19 to 558 and encodes 179 amino acids.
CGUGCGAUUUCAACCAACAUGGAUUUGAGAGAUGAAGAAGCUCGUAUGAAAUUCGUAUUUGUUAGAGAAGACAGUGUAAGUCAACAGGAAAAGAUGAGGGCGUUCUGGAAGUUUUUGGACGAUCAGAAUUACUUGCAGCCUCACAAAGGUACAUUGGAGCAUGAAUCGUCGUCGGAAGCGGAAUCAUCGAUGCCGAGUACAGAGGAAGCUAUGAACGAGAAAAAUGCUUGGCAGAAAGGAUUAGAAGUCUUCCAACAACUUGGCCUGGAUAAGACCGCACUCGCGGCUGAUAAAAAAUGUCGACCCUGUCAAAUGCAUAGAACGAUCCGGUACAAUUUGAUCGAAAUGAUUUAUGAACAGCUCGAGAUUAUUUCCUUUUUUAAACGUAGGUGCAAGGAUCUGGCUGAUACAAUAACGCAGCCGUACGAAGAAUUGAACGCUGACAUGAAGGCUUUCGACGAACGCCAGAAAAAUCGUGGCUCGAAUAAAUGCGAAGCACCUUAUGCCGGAGACAGAUUAAAUCAAUGCAACUCUUAUUAUCCAAAAACGAAAAAAUAAUCGUUACUUACACAUCGGCUAGCGUCCCGCGAAAUAAUCGGCUCCGAUGAUAUUUCUAUCAAUGUUUAAUUUUUCUAUUUCAUUAUUCAAAAUCAUUAAUUAAUAAUAAAAAUAUAUACACGCGUUUAUUUAAAAAAAAAUUAUCGGUCUUUUAAUUAUUAAAAAGAAAGUGUUAUGGGGAAACUUUAAAAGCAUUGAUGAUAUGCUAGAUGUCUUGAUGACAUAUAUAAUGUCUUACUGAUCACACGUUUUUAAGUUGCUAACGAAGAUAAGUAAUACAUCUGUCAAUGUAAUCGAUGGCAGGAAUUAUAACGUUUAUUUGCGGCACAUGAAGGCCAAGCUCCGCUUCGAGGUUGUCAGUUGUUUAAUGGAAUUGGAGUGGGCCGGAAUAUGGAUGAGUAGGGUAGCGCACAUCUCUCUGGGUACCGUAGUAGUGUAUCGGAUUUCCUUAGUCCUGGAGGUCGACGUUGUUUCGAGCAAGGUGCGCUGCGCUGCGGGAGCUGCCGUGAAUGGACCGGCGGAUCCUGAAUCCUUACGCGACAUCUGGUCUCUUCCGAUCGACGACAUCAUCUUCUUAUUGUCUCAAUUGUACAAGUGAGAUAUUUUGCGUCAACUGAAAACCUCGCUGGACUUUUUCCAAGAAAUUCGAGAUCGAAGCGUAUCGUAACAACAGGCUUGAGCAAAAUGCAACCGGAAGUCCGGUUCAGUCAAGCAACUAUCGAUUCGGUCAGCAUUACCUUCCCAUGGGUAAUAAUCGCAAGUGAUCGUUUGUG